AUGAAUCAAAAUUAUGAACAACAAAUUGAGCAGAUGCUAUUUAACUCUGAUAGUGACGAAAAUUAUGAUUUUUCCGAUUCUGGUAGCGAAUAUGAAUUUGAAAAUAUUGAACAAGUGUCUGACGAUUUUGAGAGUGAUAAUGAGAUCGCGAAUAAUGUACCAAGUGUAAAUACUCAAUCAUCAACAAUUAAUAUUAAUAAUGAUGGUAGUUGGCAAGAGGAGGAAAUUGAAUUGUCUAAUUUUCCUUUUAUAAAAAAAAAUGAAUUUGCACCACGUUCUCGUAUUUCCGAUUGGAAACCGACAGAUAAAGACGAAAUUUUAACAUUUAUUGCAUUGAUAAUUCACACUGGUACUAUAAAACUCAACAGAUUAAAUGACUAUUGGAAAACACAUCACCUUUUCAGUCUUUCUUGCUUUUCAAAUUAUAUGAGUCGUGAUAGAUUUUUAAAUUUAUUGAGAUGUUUUCAUUUUGCACCAAAUAUUGAAACUAAUAAUCAAAACCUACCCGAAGAUCGCUUAUAUAAAAUUAGACCUUUAAUUACAUAUUUCAAUAACAAAAUGAAUACCAUCUAUUAUCCCAAAAAAGAACUCUCACUUGAUGAGUCUAUGGUGUUAUGGAGAGGCCGUCUCCAGUUUCGUCAGUAUAUUCAAAACAAACGCCAUAAAUAUGGAAUUAAAUUAUACAUGCUCACGGAACCUCAUGGAUUGAUAUUAAAAUUUGCCGUUUAUGUAGGAGUACUCGAUGACUUGGGAGGAAAAGGCCAUGCAGCUAAUGUGGUUUUGCAUUUAAUGUCCGAAAA
This is a messenger RNA of Myzus persicae (green peach aphid), 800 nucleotides long. RefSeq names its product piggyBac transposable element-derived protein 4-like. The transcript has 2 exons. The annotation marks the transcript as partial. Lineage: Eukaryota; Metazoa; Arthropoda; Insecta; Hemiptera; Aphididae. The record is from RefSeq and is a predicted model, not a curated record.